AUGUCAAACUUGACAAUCGAAAAUCAAAAUACUUUGGAAAUAGAAUGGUCAAAUUACCAUGAAAUCAUACCCAAAGAAGAUGAAAUUUUCUCUUUUCAACACCAAUUGCUUCCUCUUGAUUUUAGCAAUAAUUGUUAUGAUGAUUUUGUGCCUCUACAACAAGAUCUUCUUGAUGCUUCCUAUUUUCUGGAUAUCAUCUCAAUGAAUACAAUCUAUUCUUCCAUGAACAUUUUAUCAGAUAAUCCCCCUUAUUAUGAGGAUGGUUUCUUGGUUAAUGGCGAAUUAGGCUUAACCCGUGAUCAAGAAAUGCCCAUGAUCAACCGCUCGGUAAAAGAGUUGUAUCCAACUGAUCAAGAAAUACCCACAUUUGAUCAGUUUCCAAAUCAAGAAAUGCACAUGAUCAAUCACCCAUUAAGGUUUUCUUAUGAAAACCAACCAAGAACGAAAAACAUCGAUAAUGAUGGUAAAGAAGAGACCAACGGGUGUCAAGAAAAAAAGGAAGACACUCAACACAAAGGCAAUAAUAAUGGUGAUUAUAUGAAUAAUAAUUCCUCGCGAUUGAUGCUAAGUAAGGAGACGAUUUCGCAGUACUUUUACAUGCCAAUAACACAAGCUGCAAAAGAGCUUAAUGUUGGGUUGACACUCUUGAAGAAAAGGUGUAGAGAAUUGGGAAUUCGUCGUUGGCCUCGUCGCAAACUUAUGAGCCUUACAACACUAAUCAACAAUAUGCAGAAUGGAUUAGUAAAGCGUGAUUUAGAGAAUCCGUCCGAGAAUGAAGCCAAAGAGAAGAUAGUAGCGGCAAUUGAUGCAUUGGAGAAAGAAAGAAAAAAGUUGGAAGAGGUUCCCGAUAUACAACUAGGUGACACCACAAAAAGGUUGAGACAAGCAUGCUUUAAAGCAAAUUACAAGAAGAGGAAGACAAUUUUAAUGGGGAAGCCGAGUUCAUGUACGUUAAUGGCUAACAAUUAUGGACAUCAGUCGUCGUCUUCGUGUUCUAGCACAUGUGUUGAUGAUCAUAGAGGCCGCAUAGAAGCCAUGGGAGACGAUUAUGGGAACGAUCAAGAACAAGAAGAAUUGGAUCAGUCUAAUUUGCUAUUAACUGCAGGGUUUUGCUUUCCAUCAGCUGCAAGCAACUGCUUGAUGUUCUAA
Erigeron canadensis is the source of this 1149-nucleotide messenger RNA. Its product is annotated as protein RKD5-like. Lineage: Eukaryota; Viridiplantae; Streptophyta; Magnoliopsida; Asterales; Asteraceae. The record is from RefSeq and is a predicted model, not a curated record. Gene Ontology annotation, molecular function: DNA-binding transcription factor activity. The transcript is spliced from 4 exons. The coding region runs from base 1 to 1149 and encodes 382 amino acids.